ACGAGAGUUCAGCAGUCUGGAGAGAGGAGGGUCCAAGAAUGGGCCAGGGCUGUGUAGUUCCUAUCCUCGGGGUGCACAGCUUCCUGGGGAUGGGGGAGGGCUCAGAACUUGUGACUCAGGGCAUCCAUCCUGUGGUCAGACACUCACGGCCAGCUGAUGCAGGUGCAUGCGCAAGAGGCCGUGGCCCCCAGUGGCCUCAUGCUCCUGUAGGCAGGUGUGGUCUCAGAACACGAGAACCCCAAGGGAGAGAUUGGUUCUGACGGCUACCCCUUCAGUGAAGACCAGGCUCCCCUCCCCCUGUCCCUGCAGCUGUCACUGGACAGAGGGAGGGGGAAGUGGCCAGAAGGGGAAGUAAGAGGGUUCCCGUCCAGCCAGUCACCAAUCUCCUCGGGUCUUCAGAGCAGCCGUGGCCAUGGAGUCUGUGGAGACCCCUGUCAAGGAUGGCGUCCUUUACCAGCAGCACAUGAAGUUUGGCAAGAAAUACUGGCGGAAAGUGUGGGCUCUGCUGUAUGCAGGAGGCCCAUCAGGUGUAGCUCGGCUGGAAAGCUGGGAUGUUCGUGAUGGUGGCCUGGGGCCAGCAGGCGACAGAUCUGUAGGGCCUGGCCGUCGAGGCGAACGUCGGGUCAUACGUUUGGCUGACUGUGUGUCUGUUCUGCCGGCCGAUGGUGAGAAUUGUCCCAGGGACACCGGUGCCUUCCUGAUUACUACCACUGAGCGAAGCCACCUGCUGGCUGCACAGCACCGCCAAUCAUGGAUUGGCCCCAUUUGCCAGCUGGCUUUCCCGGGCACCGGAGAAUGUUCUACAUCAGGACAGGCUGAGACUCCAAAAAGAGGCUUUGUUCCCAUGGAGGAAAACUCUAUCUACUCCUCCUGGCAAGAAGUGGCCGAGUUUCCAGUGGUCAUACAGAGGACGGAAGCCACCACCCGCUGCCAGCUGAAAGGCCCCUACCUCCUGGUGCUGGGCCAAGAUGACAUUCAGCUUCGGGAGACUUCUAACCCCCAGGCCUGCUACAGCUGGCCCUACCGUUUCCUGCGCAAGUUCGGCUCCGACAAGGGUGUGUUCUCUUUUGAGGCCGGUCGCCGCUGUGACUCGGGUGAGGGCCUUUUUGCCUUCAGUAGUCCACGUGCCCCAGACAUAUGUGGAGCUGUGGCUGCAGCCAUUGCCCGCCAGCGGGACCGUCUUCCAGAGGCAGCCACAUCCCCGCCCUGCCCUCUGCCUCGGGCCCUCUCCCUGCCCUCCCUAGAGCCCCCUGGAGAGCUUCGGGAAGUAGCCCCAGGGUUUGAGCUGGCCACUUCCAGAAAGUUGCCUGUGGCCGAUCAUGGGCCUCAAAGUCUGCCGCUGCUGCUUAGUCCUACACAAGAAGAAACAGUAUCCAGUCUCUAUGCGUCUGUGUGUAAGCAGACCAGCAAGCCCACAGCCACUAGAGAGCACCUCUAUGAGAACCUGUGUAUGCUGGAGGCCAGUCCUGGGCUGUCCAAUGGGGGUCCUAAGUCCCAAGAGGGCCCUCCUGGCCACAGCCCCCUAUCCAGCCCCAUCUAUCACAACAGUGAGGACCUGAGUUGGCCUGGCUCGGCCCAGGAUAGCAGCUUGGAAGCCCAGUACCGGAGGCUGCUAGAGCUGGAGCUAGAUGAGGCUGGAGGAGCUGGCCGCUCAGGUGCACAGGCAGGCAUCAAGGCCAAGCUGGUGACCCUGUUGACCCGUGAACGGAAGAAGGGCCUUGCUCCCUGUGACCGGCCCUGAAGGCCUGUGCAGUGACCGCAAGACAGAGGUGAUCUCCUAGGAGCCAGAGGGAGCAACUUUAAACAUAGCCUCUGUCUGCUCUGACUUGCAGGGAGAAGCCAGGCAGUGGGGAGGAGCCACCUGCUGCCCCACCCACUCCCAGUGGACAGUGUACAGAUUAAUGAAUAAUAAAACUUGCCUACCAACUUCCCUCCCUUCUGCCUAUGGCCCACAAUCCACGCUACCUUGCUUUCGCCUGGGUCCCCACUGAAACACCGUAUGCUAGUGUUCAUUGUAGCAAACUCCAGGCCCUUAUGCUAGGCCCAGAGACUGAGCAUCCUGAGC
Chionomys nivalis (European snow vole) is the source of this 2065-nucleotide messenger RNA. RefSeq names its product docking protein 3 (gene Dok3). Lineage: Eukaryota; Metazoa; Chordata; Mammalia; Rodentia; Cricetidae. Gene Ontology annotation, biological process: cell surface receptor protein tyrosine kinase signaling pathway; positive regulation of MAPK cascade. Gene Ontology annotation, cellular component: cytoplasm. The transcript is spliced from 5 exons. The coding region runs from base 413 to 1741 and encodes 442 amino acids. The record is from RefSeq and is a predicted model, not a curated record.